AUGGCCAAGGGAAACGGCAUUGUCAACAGCCACCCCAUCAAUGGGGGCUCACGGAACCAAGAGCCCCUUAAGCUGAGCGGUGCCCUUGGCCAGAUCAAGUCCAAGAUGGUGACUCCCAUCCUCGGUACUGAGUUUCCCGAUGCCCAUGUCGCCGAGUGGCUGAGAGCUCCUAACUCAGACGAUCUCAUCCGGGACCUCGCAAUCACCGGUAUGGCACGCCCAGAAGACGCUGCAGACCUUUCCCCCUAUGGUAUGAUACUAACCUGCAAAUGGAUAGCAUCGCGGCGUGGUGUGGUCUUCUUCCGUGGCCAAAUCGACCUGACCGACGAGCUGCAAAAGGAGCUCAUCCAACGCAUGGGCGAGCUGUCCGGCAAGCCCGCCGACUCGCACCUCCACAUCCACCCCUUGGUCGAAGGCAAUGCCGACGUGGACCACAAAGUCAACAUCAUCACCUCGGACAAGGCGCAGGGCGCAGCCGAGGACAUCUUCAAGAUCCAGGCUGACCGGCCCAUGGGCACACGCGGCAGCUGGCACGCUGAUAUCAGCUAUGAGCCUCAUCCGUCUGACUACUCGUCACUGAAAGUGGUCAAGAUGCCUGCGACAGGCGGAGAUACCAUGUGGGCAUCCUCGUACGAGAUCCUGGAGCGCAUCUCUCCAGCGUACCGUAAGUUCCUCGAGAGCCUCACAGUCACCAUGGCUCAGACGCGGUACGAGAGCGCAUGCAAGGCCAAGAACAUCAAGCUCUACACCGACGCGCGCGGUUCCCCGGCCAACGUGGGUACAGGCCUGGGAGCUGUGCACCCGAUGGUCCGCACCAACCCGGUGACCGGGUGGAAGGGCGUCUUUGGAAUCGGCGGAGACUUCAAGCAAGUCAAUGAGCUGGCGCCCGAUGAGAGCCGCCGCAUGCAGGACUGGCUUCUUCAACUGCUGGUGGAAAACCACGAUCUGCAAUUGAGGCAUCAGUGGAAGAACCCAUACGACAUUGCAAUCUGGGACAACCGCUCCGUGUUUCACAGUGCCAUCUUGGACCACGGCGGUAUGGGCCCCCGGACUGGGCAUCGCGUCGUCGGGGUCGGUGAGCGGGCGUAUUUCGAUCCUAACAGCAAGCUGAGGUCAGAGGCAUUGGCAGAGGAGAGGGCCAAUGCGUAG
Penicillium alfredii is the source of this 1149-nucleotide messenger RNA. RefSeq names its product TauD/TfdA dioxygenase family protein. Lineage: Eukaryota; Fungi; Ascomycota; Eurotiomycetes; Eurotiales; Aspergillaceae. The record is from RefSeq and is a predicted model, not a curated record. Gene Ontology annotation, molecular function: 2-oxoglutarate-dependent dioxygenase activity. Bases 1 to 1149 code for a protein of 382 amino acids. The transcript is spliced from 3 exons. Gene Ontology annotation, cellular component: cytoplasm.